This is a messenger RNA of Talaromyces stipitatus ATCC 10500, 879 nucleotides long. RefSeq names its product DUF1275 domain protein. Lineage: Eukaryota; Fungi; Ascomycota; Eurotiomycetes; Eurotiales; Trichocomaceae. The record is from RefSeq and is a predicted model, not a curated record. The coding region runs from base 1 to 879 and encodes 292 amino acids. The transcript has 2 exons.
AUGCAAUCGGCCUUUCAACCGCAGAACAAUCAAACUGAACUACAACAUGAGAAAGUCGAAUUCGUGGCCGUCGUCCCUCCAACCCAGCAUCAACGACAUCAACUCUCGCGUUCCUGGCGCCAUUACGUAUUCUCGCCCAUCGCUGUCAACACCCUCGCCGAACUGGAACUUUUACUGCUGACAUUCAAUAUUGGAAUACAAGAUGCAGCAACCUUUUCCGACUACCGAUGCUUUGCCUCCAACCAGACGGGAAACACGGUCAUGCUUGCUCUCGCAGUGACAGCACAAGGCGAUAAUACCGCAGAUCUGUUUAUCUUAGCGAAUAUUGGUAUCAGUCUUCCAAUGUUUCUGGCAGGCGCCUUUAUCACGGGCCAGCUCGGCAAUCAUGUUCUGGGUCCCCGUAUGCGUGUCUGGCUGGUGGGGAUCAAUUUCCUGCAGACGGUGAUGGUCUUUUGCGCUGCAAUCAUCCAGUUCAAGCUUGGACGUCAGUCGCAGGGCCCAGCUGCGUUAGGCAUCAUUUCUUUGCUCGCUUUCUCGAGUGGAUCACAGGUGGUCUUGUCCCGCGUGUUCCAGGUACCGGAGAUUACUACUGCCAUGGCCACAGCGGCUUGGGUUGAUCUCAUGAUCGAUCCAAAGAUUUGGAAGAUAAGGAACAGGCCACGCAACCGGCGCAGCUUCUUUCUCCUGUCUCUUUUCGCUGGUUCGUUGGUUGGGGCAGCUCUCUAUUAUAAAGCUGGAUCGCCAACAGCGCUCGUCCUGUCUGCCUCUGUCAAGGCCAUUGUCACUGCUAUGUUAUUUUUUAAUCCGUCGGAACCGAUCUCGGAUUCCGAUGAUUUCAGUCCUAGCGUCAUGUCUCCUGGUGGAAGUCACUAUCAAUAG